AUGCAGGUGGUUCAGAUUCCUGAAGAAUGGAUGAAUUAUGCGCAAGUCGCUUCCUUAGUAGUGAUUGUGUUCCUCUGUAUAUUACUAUUCUUCAUGUUCAGAAGUAAUCUUAAAAUUGUAUUGCUCCUGGUAGGAAUAACAAUUGUACUAUCGUCUGCGAAUCUCUUUCUUAUGUGUUGGAAACUGCAAAUUCAAUUUCAUGUAGUAUUUUUCUUGGAUUCAUCAUUCUGGAGGACGUAUUCACAAUGA
Molecule: messenger RNA, 249 nt
Organism: Trichobilharzia regenti
Lineage: Eukaryota; Metazoa; Platyhelminthes; Trematoda; Strigeidida; Schistosomatidae
Source: the annotation of a GenBank genome assembly